Musa acuminata AAA Group (dessert banana) is the source of this 1320-nucleotide messenger RNA. RefSeq names its product protein N-terminal asparagine amidohydrolase-like. Gene Ontology annotation, molecular function: protein-N-terminal asparagine amidohydrolase activity. The coding region runs from base 116 to 1153 and encodes 345 amino acids. Gene Ontology annotation, biological process: ubiquitin-dependent protein catabolic process. The record is from RefSeq and is a predicted model, not a curated record. Lineage: Eukaryota; Viridiplantae; Streptophyta; Magnoliopsida; Zingiberales; Musaceae. The transcript has 9 exons. Gene Ontology annotation, cellular component: nucleus.
CACCAAAGCGGUUGACACGUCGCCAGUGUGGGAACCGAAAGGGCAUGGCGUUGAAAAGCCGCAGGCUCGAGCUCCGAAGCAGCGGUGACCAGGAGGAGGAGGAUAAGGCACAACGAUGAUCUUUGUUGACGGCAUUCCCUUAUCCACCUCCCAAUUCCAGAUGGUCCGGGGAAGUGAAAUCUUGGCCGCCUUAUUGGAUCACCCGGCCGUCCUCUCCUCCUCCGAUCGCCUCAAGGGCACCCCCGAGAAGAAGGUCUCCUCCGCCGAGCGGCCGCCCCCCGGCCGCCUCGUGUACAUCUUCCAGAGCGAGUACGCCACCGUCGAUCCUGCCCUCGUCCAGCUGGUGGGCACGGACGAGGCGACCACGUGCGUCGGCCUUGUGAUCCGCAGCAGGAACACUGGAAUAACCUCCGUCAGCCAUAUGGAUUUUCCUGGCGUCGUCGACAAUGGCCUCGCUCAAAUGCUAUCAUCUAUUGCCGACAAUGACGACGACAGCGACGAAGCUUCUUUCGAUGUUCACCUCAUCGGCGGCUUCGAUGAUGGGCCCAAAAGACAUCCGAUCAAUGCCACUGUAUCGGAAAGAAAACAGAAAAAAGAAGGUUUUUCUUUGCCUCUAUGUUCGAAACUAAUAGAAGCUCUGCACAAUAGCCAGCAAAAGUUUCAUUUGCAAACGCUGUGUGUCCUCAGGCACAACACCAAACUAGACUCCUGUGGAAAUGCUUGCCCCAUCGUCAGUGGCUUUCUGGUAGACACUUCAUCUGAUUCAAUUAUGCCUGCGAGCUUUGAUAGAAGCUCAAGAGGUCCAGAUGAGAUCGUCAGGAGGAUUCGAGUGUCUUUAUCUUCUGAUGAUUCUAAUUGGAAAGGAAGGCUAUUAGAUACUUAUGACACCUGUCAUGACAGAUUUGAGAUUGCUCCUUGCACUUGGAUGUCUGAUUGGAAGUCUUAUGCUUCAUCUCUGCAGCAGCUUUCUGAUUCCGAAUUCCUCUUGAGAUGUUCUACCUCUCCUUAUGCAGAGGCCCCUGAUUUUGUUGAAAGCCAAAGAAGGAAAUGGAACUACUUGAUUGAGAAUCCUGAUUGGAGACACACAUUUACUGGAAAGAAACCACGAAUCUUUCAGAGAACCGAUGAUGGUGGGUGGUCAAAAUGUGCAUAAUGGAAAUCAUCUCGGAUGUCGUGCGUCGGCCCAUCAUCAUGGGGUUUCUUGAAGCAUAACAAUCCUAUGAACUAGUGCAUUUUUUUAUUGAUCUUUAAAGCUUGUUAUAAAUCCCUCUUGUGACUUGUGAUCUGUGUAUGCAUCGGCACAUCAUUGGAUUUCUUGAA